Messenger RNA from Caenorhabditis briggsae, 567 nucleotides. The transcript has 2 exons. The coding region runs from base 1 to 567 and encodes 188 amino acids. The record is from RefSeq and is a predicted model, not a curated record. Lineage: Eukaryota; Metazoa; Nematoda; Chromadorea; Rhabditida; Rhabditidae. Gene Ontology annotation, molecular function: serine-type endopeptidase inhibitor activity.
AUGAUUCCUCUUCCCCUUCUCCUUGUUUCUCUCCUUUUCGGCACUGCCGUUUCCCAGAAUCUCUGUGAUUCCCCAGCCGAUUUGGGCAAAUCAUGUGCUGGUUCCAAUUUUUCUAUUCGCUUCUAUUUCGAUAAGGAUAUGAGACGUUGCCUUCCUUUCAAAUACUUCGGAUGUGGUGGAAACGAAAACAACUUCUCGGAGAGACAUGAGUGCGUUCAAAGAUGCACUCCAAUGGAUCACCUCUUUUGCCCAGCCAACACUCCACCAAUGAAAAAUGUCUAUGGAUCGACGGAUUGUGGACAGAACAGUGGAGAUGUCAAGUGUGCGAAUAUAAAGAGCUUCUGCCACAUGGGACCGAAUGGAGCUGGAAUGUGCUGCUCGUUGGAAGCACAAAAGAAAGUAAACCAAGAUCGUGAUCCAUUUUGUCCAAACGGAAAGAAGAAGUAUUCCGUCUUCCGUGGGCAAAAGGAUCGUAUCGUCAUCGGAAAAUCAUGCGAUCAUCAGUUCUGUCCGGAUGAAUACGAUUGCCAGAAAGGCAACUUCUACGCGUAUUGUUGCGCUAAAUAA